Molecule: messenger RNA, 1998 nt
Organism: Penicillium odoratum
Lineage: Eukaryota; Fungi; Ascomycota; Eurotiomycetes; Eurotiales; Aspergillaceae
Product: PAN-complex poly(A)-binding subunit PAN3
Exons: 8
Coding region: 1-1998 (665 amino acids)
Biological process (GO): nuclear-transcribed mRNA poly(A) tail shortening; mRNA processing; protein phosphorylation
Cellular component (GO): PAN complex; P-body
Molecular function (GO): ATP binding; poly(A) binding; metal ion binding
Source: RefSeq, a predicted model, not a curated record
AUGGCAUCCUCUGGCAAGCCUGCUCUGGACGAUUCCCGUCGCACUACGGGAUCACCGAAAAUGAAGACCCGAGAGAACGCGAAAGAUACGUUAUGCCGCAAUGUGACCAUCUACGGCCGGUGUCGCUAUGAAGAUAAAGGCUGUGCUUUCAAUCACGAUCCCCAGAAAGUCAACGCGGCACACCAGUCGGACAGCAAUAAGAAACGAUUCAACGUGGACUCACCGAGUUUUACACCCUCCCUUUUAUCGGGAAAUGGCGCCUCUGCAUCCAAAAAAUCCACCAUCUCCCCGAAAGCUGCCAGCGCGGCCCCAUUUCAACCCAGAGUUGCCGCAUCCCGUAUGCACUCCGACCCGGACCCAUAUUCAUCCCCGCUGACUGCCAAAGGCUCCAACGCAAGUACACCGAGACAAGAAGUAGGAGCUCCUGAUUGGACGACAGUGGGGGAGGUGCAGGAGUUUGUCCCGCAGGGCUUUGAUACGCACGUGACACCUCUCCAAGGCAACGGGAACGGGGCCAUUGCGGCCGCUGGGUUCGACCCAUUCGUGACAGCUUCGCCUCUUUCUGCCACGGGUGGCGUUGGGCCUGUUUCCACGAAUCCCUACGCACAUGAUGCGGCCGCUCUAGGAGGAGCUACUUUUUUCGCAAGCCAAACCGGCUUCCAACAACCAGUCCAAUACCAUCUUUAUGCACCUAUUGGCCCUCACAAUCAGAAUACGCUUGGCUACCAACGCAAUGUUCACGACCUCUUCCUCCCAAACGAUUUCCGAGAAGAGCUGCAGAAGAAAGCUGCGGCUACUUUACAAACAUUACCUAACACACAACUCCCCGCACAAGUCGACUAUUUCCACUCCCUCGUGCCAUUGGAUUUAAGCCAUCAGAAGAAUGCAACGACCUUCGGCUACCCUAGCUGGGUAUAUAAGGCACAGUCGAGCAAGGAUGGAAAUUUCUAUGUACUCCGUCGGCUUGAAGGAUUCCGCUUGACCAAUGAGAAGGCCAUCCGAUCCGUCCAAGCCUGGAAGCGUAUUUGCAGCGGCAGUGUGGUAACAGUCCACGAUGCAUUCACUAGCCGAAGCUUCCAAGAUAGCUCGCUUAUCUUUGUCACGGACUACCACCCGCUUUCCAAAACACUGUCCGAGCAACAUCUGGGAACCGGAAACCGUUUCCAGGGCCGCCACAACACGCACAUCCCUGAGCAGGUUCUCUGGGGCUACAUGACUCAGAUCGCUAAUGCGUUGAAGGCAAUUCACACAAACGGUCUUGCAGCCCGGGUGUUGGAGCCUAGCAAAGUGCUCCUAACAGGCAAAAACCGAAUCCGCCUGAAUUCAUGUUCCAUCCUUGAUGUGGUCCAGUUUGACACUCAACGGUCCGUCGCGGACCUCCAGCGCCAGGAUCUAGUCAAUUUUGGACAAUUGAUUGUCACACUGGGUGCCAACUCGCCGAAUGUGAUGCACAACGCCACCAAGUCCAUGGAGCAUUUCACACGUGCAUACAGCCAGCAGAUGAAGAAUUCGGUCUUCUGGCUAUUGGGCGGCCUCCAGAAGGACCAGGAACGUAGCAUCGACACUUUCAUCACUGGAAUUUCUUCCCAGCUCAUGUCGACUUUUGACUCGGCGCUGCACUUGGAUGAUCAGCUUACAUCCGAUCUCAGCCGUGAGCUUGAGAAUGGCCGUCUAGUGCGUCUGAUGACUAAAUUGAAUCUUAUCAACGAACGUCCCGAAUACGAUCAUGACCGACAGUGGUCCGAGAGCGGAGAGCGCUAUUUCUUGAAGAUAUUCCGAGAUUAUGUCUUCCACCAGGUGGAUGCCCAGGGUGACCCAGUGGUCGAUCUCGGCCACGUGUUGACUUGUCUGAACAAGCUCGAUGCCGGUACCGAUGAGAAGGUUACACUGGUCAGUCGGGAUGAACAGAGCUGCUUCAUUGUCAGCUACAAGGAGCUCAAGAAAGCGCUUGAGUCUUCUUUCCAAGCACUAAUGAAGCCGACAAGAAGACUGCACUAA